This is a messenger RNA of Phalacrocorax carbo (great cormorant), 2942 nucleotides long. NCBI's taxonomy places the organism in Eukaryota, Metazoa, Chordata, Aves, Suliformes, Phalacrocoracidae. The record is from RefSeq and is a predicted model, not a curated record.
AUCCAUCACUUAGUCCCGCCCACGCCAGGAGGGUUCGGUUGAGCCGCUGUUUGUGCUCUCGGGGGCCGCGACGGGAGGGCCGGGCCGGGCCGGGCGGAGAGGACAGCUGAGCGGAUCAGAGACCAGCACCCUGCACCCAGCCCCUGCCCCGCGCGGCCGCCUCGGUGCCUUCCCGGCUCUCCGGUUAGCAGGGCGCGCGGCGCCAGCAGCACCCAGGCCAUGACCAGCCGAGGAGCCGCCAGGCCGAACGGGCAGUCCCAAGCCAGUAAAAUCUGUCAGUUCAAGCUGGUGCUACUGGGCGAGUCAGCGGUGGGGAAAUCCAGCCUGGUGCUGCGCUUCGUCAAGGGCCAGUUCCACGAGUACCAGGAGAGCACCAUCGGCGCGGCGUUCCUUACACAGUCCGUCUGCCUGGAUGACACAACAGUAAAGUUCGAGAUCUGGGAUACGGCUGGCCAGGAGAGAUACCACAGUCUGGCCCCGAUGUACUACCGGGGGGCGCAAGCUGCCAUCGUGGUCUAUGAUAUCACCAACCAGGAAACGUUUGCACGGGCGAAGACAUGGGUGAAGGAGCUGCAGAGACAAGCCAGCCCCAGCAUCGUGAUCGCCCUCGCGGGCAACAAGGCUGACCUGGCCAGCAAACGCAUGGUGGAAUAUGAAGAGGCGCAGGCCUACGCAGAUGACAACAGCCUAUUGUUCAUGGAGACGUCGGCCAAGACAGCAAUGAAUGUGAACGACCUCUUCUUGGCCAUUGCCAAGAAGCUGCCAAAGAGCGAGCCCCAGAGCACGAGCGGAGUGGCGGGCAGGAGCAGAGGUGUGGACCUGCACGAGCAGAGCCAGCAGAACAAGAGCCAGUGUUGUAGCAACUAAAGGGCGGCCUCCGCCAGCGCCCGCGCGAGAGGAAGAGCUAAGAUAUAACCUCCCUCCCCGUCCAGCACACCUCACCUCCAUAACGGCACACCGAGAAACCCGUCUGAACCAAAACCCUCCCGAGAGCUCCCUCUAACUGCACUUUUUAAUGCUUCAGAACCACCACCAGACACCCAUUACCACCAUCCCGAAGGCAGUGGAACUAGAUCAGCCGGGGACUUAACUUCCAAAAAAAACAAACUCUUCUUCACUUUGUAUUAUAGGUGCAAAUAGCGACCUAAUAUUCUGAUUCCUCCCUUCAUCUUCCUCCCUCUCCCACCUCCCUCUCUGCUUUGGUAAAUCUCUGUUCCCGUUAAAGUCUCUCCUCCCACCCUCCCCGUAGAGCUGGGGUGGGGAGAGACCGGAGGAGGUGGCAGCAUCGGCCUCGGAGGUUCACGUUGUGGCGAACCAGCUGGAACCAGAGACCUCUGGAAAACACGGGAUUUUUCCGAGGGGGUCUGUCAUGGAUUUCUUUUCAAGUUUUAUUUUUUUUUUUUUUUCCCCCUCCUGUUUCUUCUGUUUGGCUGUCGGGGGGGAGGAAAGCUGCAGUGUCCUUAAUUUCUUCCUAGGUGGCCUUUUUUGCUGGAGGAUCGGAAGUGCCUGGGGACUUUUUUUUGGGGGGGGAGGAGGGGGGAAGUGGGGCGACCGCUGGACCCCGAGCACCAAUCACCGUGAGGCCACCACAAGCCCCUUCCCCACCUUCCCCCGUAGAGCUGCUGCACGUUAUUGCUGGGGCCGCCCCACCGUGUCCCUCUGGUGAUCCCGGCGCCCUCGGGGCGCGAGCGGCCGCGCCGGCGGCGAUGAACCCGCCGAUCUCUCCUCUUGCUCCGCGGUUUGUCCCCGUCCCCCCGGCCGGUGGCGGGCGAGGGGCGUCUCUGGUUUUGCACUUUAGUCGUGGAAAUGUCCCGUUAAGAUGCACCUUGGUUUUUUUGUUCCCUUUCGGUCCCGUUGGGCCCGAGCCCUCGGGGCGGCGGAGGGGGAAGGAGGCACCGCGCUGAUGUAGUUUUGUUUCUGCUUUCCCUAAGGAUGUUUCUUGGCUGGAGAAGUCCUCGGUCGCGGCACGGCCGCGCUCGGGAGAGUCGGGACGUUACCAGGCGCCGUCAGUCGAUCCCAGCGGCAGAGUGAAAGGGCCCCACGGAGACCCCCGGCUCUGGGGGGAGGCAGGUGGCACCCCUAGGCGCUGCAGCACAAGGGGACACCCCGAAAUGGGGACACCCCGAAAUGGGGACACCCUGAAGCGGCAGCACGUCUGCAGAGGGCAGCACCGCCUGGCCGAUGGGGCCGUGCUCCGCAGCCGGCGCUUGCCUGGCCUUGGACGGGUCCCGUCGCUCCCAGCGCCUGGCAGCACCCUGCUCUGCCCGCGGGGUGUCGGGGCCAGGCUUCCCAGCCCCCGCCGGAGGGUCCUGCUUGCAAGGUGGGGGGCUCUGGGGAGCCCCCAGGGCUGUGGGUCAGCGUAGGACCCCCCUUGCUCCCGGGGCUGUGAGGCGGAGGGACCCGUCUGGUAUGAAGCCCCCUGCCCCGGGGGCAGAGCCCCCAGGUACACACCCCCCACCACCGCAGGGCAGCCCCCUAGGGCAGCCCUGCCUUCCCUCCCGGCACGGCAGAGACGGUGCCGCCAUGUCGUGCCACAGCACGGGCAAAGGUUGUGUCUUCUCUUGGGCUGGGGUCCAGCUGGCGGAGCCCCCCGAAUCAGUGACUUGUAUUUAAGCAGGGAGCGGAGCUUGUGGCGCUGGGGACCCCGUUCCCCGCUGGGCACCCCAACCCUGCCCAGACAAUGCUGGCAGCCCCACGUCUCCCCCCACCAUCUUCUGGCCAAAACCCUGGACCAAAUGGGGACACUGCAGCUUUUCUCUUUCUUUUUCUUCUUCUGCUUCUCUGAUGUUUUUUUCUUUUUUUUUUUUUUUUUGCUUUGAGAAAGCUCCGCCAUUGCAUUUAAAUAACAAUCAUGGUAACAGAACUCAACUGCUGAUUUACCGAUGUAUUUAAUGUAAGUAAACCAAACCAAACAACGAAAAAAAAAAAUGGAAGGAAAAACA